UGAAGCCUCGGGUCCCAGCCUUGUCUCUAUGAAGGAUGAUAGAUCCAUGGGUGAGCCAGUGUGGUUUGGUGAUGAUAAGACACAAAGCCCGCUGAUUGUGGAACCGUCUAGAAAGAAACUCCGAAAAGAUCCUGAAUGCCAGAGAGAUACAGAGGAAGACACUGAGGGCAGCCAUUUUUUGAAAGCAAAGAAGAAUCUUAAAAAAGCAAUGCAGAGGAAAUAUACCCUCACAUUUGAAGGUAACGGUGACCAAGAGAACCGUUUGGACAGCAUCUACACAACACUCUUCAUCACCACGGCAGAGAGUGAAGGGCCACAUGAGGAACAGUCGUUCAGACAAACCAAACAACCACAAUCUUCUGAACAAUCAGUCAAGCUCAGUGAAAUCUUGAAGCCUUUGCCAGGCCAGGAGACACCAAACAGAACCGUCCUGACGAAGGGCGUUGCAGGAAUUGGAAAGUCAUUUUCUGUGCAGAAAUUCAUUCUUGAUUGGGCCAAGGAGACAAAAAACCAGGAAGUUGAUUUUGUUUUCAAUAUCGCCUUCCGAGAGCUGAAUUUGAGUCCCGAUAACAAAAGCUUGCACGAGCUCCUGACUGAAUUUCACCCUGCGAUCCAGGAUCUGAAAGAAUCAGAAGAUUUAGUCAAAGCCAAGGUUAUAGUGAUCCUGGACGGUCUGGAUGAAAGCAGACUUCAGCUGGACUUCAAGAACAGGCCGGUGACAUCUGUCAGUGAAGUAACAUCUGUGGGUAACCUUAUAGUAAACCUCAUCCAGAGGAACCUUCUUCCUAAUGCCAACCUCUGGAUAACGACCCGUCCAGCAGCAGCCAGUCAGAUCCCUGCAGAGUGUGUUGACAUGGUGACGGAGAUAAGAGGGUUCAGUGACCCACAAAAAGAAGAAUACUUCAAGACGAGGUUCCAUCAGGACUUGGGUCUCGCUGACAGGAUCAUUUCGCACAUUCGCUCAUCUCAGAGUCUUGACAUCAUGUGCCAGAUCCCGAUCUUCUGCUGGAUUGCUGCCAUAUUAUAUGAGGAGAUCUUUGGGGUAGAAGAGAAAGCUGAAACUCCUCAAACUCUAACAGAGAUGAUGACGCAUUUCCUGUUUACCCAGACAAAACGCAGAAGCAGAAAAUAUAAACAGAAGACAGAGAAAAACAAAGAGAAACUUCUGAAGACACACAAGGAAUUCCUUCUGAAACUCGGUAAGCUUGCAUUUGUUCAGCUGCAGAAGAACAACCUCAUCUUCUAUGAAGAAGACCUGGAAGAAUGUGGCAUUGACAUACAAGAAGCAACCGUGUACUCUGGAUUUUGCAACACCGUUUUUAGGGAAGAACAAGUCUUUCACAAGAAGAAGGUCUUCUUCUUUGUGCACCUGACCAUACAGGAGUUCUUUGCAGCUCUUUUUGUCUUUGAAUGUUUCACAAACAGGAACACAAAAGAGCUCGGCAACUUCCUCGAAGCGGAUGACAAAGAACAUACUUUACUUGAUCUUCUGAAGAUGACAGUUGACAAAGUGUUGGAGGAGGAGAACGGCCACCUGGACUUCUUCUUGCGAUUCCUCCUUGGCCUCAUGGUUGAACCAAACUGGAGAGUCCUUCAGGGUCUGCUGACACCGCCGGACCCAAGCCAAGAUACCGAAAAGAAAAUCUUGACUCACCUCAAAGCCAUCCGACGAAAGGCCCUGUCUCCAGACAGCUGCAUCAACCUCUUCCAGAAUAUGGUCGAGAUGAGAGACCACAAAGUCAAAGAUGAGAUACAAGAAUAUCUCAAGUUGUCAGAUCGUUCAAAAACAGAGCUGACUCCCCUGCACUGCUCUGCGCUGGCCUACAUGCUGCAGGUAUCAAAGAACGAUCUGGAUGUGUUGGACUUGAAGAGUUACAACACAACGGAUGAAGGCAGAAGGAUGCUGAUACCAGCUGUGAGGAGAAGCAGAAAGGCCAUACUAGCAGACUGCAAAGUGAAUGAAGAGUGGAUUAAGCAUCUGGCCUUUGGUCUUAAGUUCCCCUACUUACCUCUGAGAGAACUGGAUCUGAGCAACAACGACCUGAAAGAUUCAGGAGUAAAGCUGCUCUGUGAUGGACUGUCCAGUCAACACUGCAGACUUGAAACGCUGAGGCUGUCAGGUUGUCAGAUCACAGAGGUUGGCUGUGCUUCUCUGGCCUCGACUCUACGUUCAAAGACCUCCCAGCUGAUGGAGCUGGACCUGAGCUACAAUCACCCAGGAGUCUCAGGAGAGAAGCUGCUCUCUGAGCUGAGGAACGAUCCACAGUACAAGCUCAGCACUCUCUAUCUUGAUCAUGGCGGAAGUCACCGGAUGAAACCGGGCUUCAAGAAAUAUGCCUGUGAGCUCACUUUGGACCCCAACACAGCCCACAGGAACCUCCUUCUCUCUGAAGGGAACAGAAAGGUGACCUGGGUGGAAGACCAGCAGCGAUACCCCGAUCAUCCAGAAAGGUUUGAUCGCUGCCAACAGGUGCUGUGUGAACAGGGUCUGGAGGAGCGAUGCUACUUGGAGGUCGAGGUGAUGGAGCCCUUCGAGAUUGGGUUAACGUACAGAACCAUUGGCAGGGAAGGGGAUGGGAAUGAUUGCAAGCUGGGACGCAACGACAAGUCUUGGAGCAUGACUUGCUCAGAUAAUGGUUGUUUUGUUCUGCGCAACGACAAAAGUAUCAGUAUAUCGUCCCUGGUCUCGCGAUCCAGUCGGGUGGGGGUGUAUCUGGACUGGCCGGCUGGCACUCUGUCCUUCUACAGAGUUUCCUCCGACCAGCAGAUCCGCCUCCAUACCUUCAGAGCGGAGUUCAAAGAGCCCCUCUAUCCUGCUGUUGGGCUUCGCACUCAUUCCUCUGCAGCAUUUUGUCAGCUAACGUAGACCAUUCAGCAAGAAGCUCCUGGUCUCUGCUUUACUAUGUAAGACUUGACCAAAUUACUUUUAAAUGUCAAUGCGGUGUUGUAAAUGACUUGUAUGUUUUCAUUGCUAUUAUUGUGUAACUGCCUAGUUAAGCAGAUCAGGAUGAAGAUGAGGGGCUCUUUUUGAUUUUAAUGUAAAUAGGUAUGAGGUUUUAUUUUAAUGUUUUCAGCUUAGUCAGCAGCUGUAUCUUUUAUUACUUUACUUUACUUUAAUUUUAAAGCUUCUACUUUGACAGGGGCAGAAUCAGCUGUUUGUUUAUUCUCUACAAGGGAAAUUGUACUUGUGUUAUAUGUUAUAUGUACAAAAGUUAUUAAUAUAUUAAGUUCUGCAGGUUUCCUCGCUCUUAACACUAUCAACUCUCAGUAACGUUACAUAAUAGGAGACUCUUUUGAGGAUUUUGUCACAUCUACAUACAUCGGUACAGUAAAAGAAGAGCUGAUUUUAGUUUAAUCUCCUUUUGAACUGGUUUUAUCUUUAUACUUUAUACUAAAAAUAGAGCGCAGCAUUAAAUAAGGUAUCAGCCUCCAUGCCUGUUUCGCAAUAUAAAUACUAUACUACAUUUUCUUUACGUCAUAAUGUAGUUUGCCUUACAAAUGUAUGUCGUAACAAAUUUAAUAAAAACCUCAUAGUUUAGUAUGUCUUGAAAAUGUCAUAGUCUAGUAAAUAUAUAUAUAUAUCUUUGACUUUGUACGACAGCAUAUGACGAAAAGUUAAAUACUUUCUAGAUUUCAAAUGUUUUAUAUUUUAUUAUAAAUAUACAUGUCACAUAUUCGUCUACAGUAUGUUCAUAUUUCAGUGUUUUCUAUAUAUUUCUAUUGGCUGUCAAAUUAAUUGCCCAUAAAUAAUCUUAAAAUAAAACAUACUGGUAUCAUGUUAAGCACCUUCUAAAAUAAGAAUCAGAUUUCAGCAGUUGACUUUAUAUUUUAUUUUUGUGUCCUUUAUGCUGCAGGUUUGUGCUGUUUGUGAAAAAGUGAUGUAACAUUUGUAGGGGAUCCUCUUUCAUUUUUUUAUUGUGUUUAUCUGCAUUAACUUUUAGCAUUUGAAGAGUAAACUUUAUAGAUGGUAUUAACCAAAUUGUUAUCAUGUUGCACCUCAUCAAAUAUGAUUAUUAAAUAUUUUGUGGCUUAGAAAUCUAUUUUAAUACUUUCUAGAGUUCAGCUUUUAUGUGUUAAGAGAUGAAUGCAAAUGUCAAAUAUUCAUGUUCAUGUUUGGGUUUCCAUGUUUCAUGUAAAGAGUUAAUUUACAAAAUCAGAAAAAUACGCCAUUUUUAAUCAAGACACUAGUUAGAUUGGUAUUUCCUGGAGUGCACAAUAAAAAAACAGAUAUUUAGGAAAUUAAAUAAAAUUUCAGAUGCCUGUUUUUGUAACUGAGUUCUUUAUGUAUUUUGAUUUUAUGCUGCUAUGUUUGUGAUAGUUUCUUAGUGUUUUCAUGUAACCAAAAUAUCCAUCAAUAAAAAAUGAA
Anoplopoma fimbria (sablefish) is the source of this 4366-nucleotide messenger RNA. RefSeq names its product NACHT, LRR and PYD domains-containing protein 12-like. Gene Ontology annotation, molecular function: protein binding. The transcript has 7 exons. The coding region runs from base 29 to 2866 and encodes 945 amino acids. The record is from RefSeq and is a predicted model, not a curated record. NCBI's taxonomy places the organism in Eukaryota, Metazoa, Chordata, Actinopteri, Perciformes, Anoplopomatidae.